CUUGUACUUUUUUUUGUUCCGUUGGUGUUUAGUGAAGUUGUUCUCUUUUGGUUGUGGACGUAGGUCUAGUUGACCAAACCACGUUAAAUUUGUGUCUCAUUUAUUUUCUCAAUUUAUCGUUAUUAUCGUUUUGUUAUCGUCUUCAAACGAUUAUUUUGUUUAAUCCCGCACUAUCCAAGAUUCUCGAUCCGAACACAUUUCAAUCUCCAAUUAUUUUGAGUGAUUAUGUAAACCAUUUCACACUUAGCACUCAUUUUCACUCCUAUUCCUCCUCCCAAAAAUACCAAAAAAAACAUAGAGAUCUACUUUCCCCCCACCCAUUUCAAGAUUCAUUGGAAGAUAUUCAAUGGCAGUAUUUUCUGAACAAAUCGCUUAAAGUCAAUGAAAUAUCAGCUGUUGAUACGGGGAGCCAUAUUCGAAGGAUCUUUUUUCUAUUAACAAACAUUUUUGCCUAGUACAUAACACAAGUGAUCAAAGUUCCAGCAAACAUUUUUGUUUGUUGAAAAUGGGUAAAGCUACGAGGUGGUUCAAGGGAUUGCUUGGGAUGAACAAAGACAAGGAAAAUGUAGGCAUGUUGGAUUCCUCCGAAAAGAGAGACAAGAAAAGAUGGAGCUUUGGGAAGUCUUCGAAAGAAUCAACUGGUGAGAAUACGGUGAACUUUUCGGGGAGUGUCAUUGGGGUGGAUGCUAAUUGGCUGAGAUCUUACAUGUCUGAGAAUGAGAAGGAGCAGAGCAAGCAUGCAAUUGCUGUAGCUGCGGCCACUGCGGCCGCAGCCGAUGCUGCAGUAGCCGCAGCGCAAGCUGCCGUGGCAGUGGUGAGAUUGACAAGUCAAGGGAGGAGUAGUAUGUUUACUACUGGGCGGGAGAAAUGGGCUGCUGCUAAGAUUCAAAGUGUUUUCAGAGGUUAUUUGGCGAGAAAAGCACUAAGAGCACUUAAAGGACUGGUGAAAUUGCAGGCUCUGGUAAGGGGUUUCCUUGUCCGAAAAAGAGCUGCUGCAACUCUUCACAGCAUGCAGGCGCUCAUCAGAGCGCAGGCUGCUGUUCGAUCUCAAAGAGCUCGUCGUUCGAUGACUAAUGACACUAGACACCAACCCGAGAUGCGAGCUAGGAGGUCCAUUGAAAGAUUUGAUGAGUAUAGAAAUGAAUUCCACAGCAAGAGGCUUUCAACUUCGAAUGAGACGUCAUAUGAUGGAUUUGAUGAAAGCCCGAAAAUUGUAGAAAUUGACACAUACAGGACUAAAUCAAGGUCGCGUAGAAUGAACAAUGCUUGUAUGUCUGAAUCUGGAGAUGAGCAGCAUUAUCAAGCUAUGUCAUCGCCACUCCCCUGUCCACAUCCAGCCCAUCUUUCGAUCCCAGAUUGCCGUCAUCUUCAGGAUGUUAACUGGAGCUUUCUGGCAGACGAGCAAUGCAAGUUUGCCUCUGCACAAAGUACCCCUCGUUUUACAGGUUCUGGACGGUCCAAUGCGCCACCUACACCAGCCAAAAGCGUUUGUGGAGAUGGCCACUUCCGUUCUUAUGCCAACUUUCCUAAUUACAUGUCUAACACACAGUCAUUUCGCAAUAAGCUACGAUCCCAUAGCGCGCCAAAGCAAAGACCAGAGCCGGCAGGGCCAAAGAAGAGGCUGUCGCUGAACGAAAUAAUGGCAUCAAGAACAAGUUUUAGUGGUGUUAGAAUGCAAAAGUCUUGUUCUCAAGUGCAAGAAGAGUACUGUUUCUGAUAAAUUUUUGUUUGGCAUUGGCCUACCUUAACUUUGGGUUAUUGAAUCAUAGAUAUAAGAUAAUGGCUGUAUAGAGAAGAUAAUCUUAAAAGUUAAACUUCUCUAGUGCUUAUCCUUCACAGGAAAUGGUGACAAAUUAGUACUAGGAUAGAGUGGUGUGCUUAUGUAAAUUCUUUGACAGUGUUCUAUCAAUGAAUCUUGCUUCUUGAAUUGUA
Molecule: messenger RNA, 1932 nt
Organism: Capsicum annuum
Lineage: Eukaryota; Viridiplantae; Streptophyta; Magnoliopsida; Solanales; Solanaceae
Product: protein IQ-domain 26
Exons: 4
Coding region: 506-1717 (403 amino acids)
Molecular function (GO): protein binding
Source: RefSeq, a predicted model, not a curated record